Molecule: messenger RNA, 2583 nt
Organism: Carcharodon carcharias (great white shark)
Lineage: Eukaryota; Metazoa; Chordata; Chondrichthyes; Lamniformes; Lamnidae
Product: zinc transporter ZIP12-like
Exons: 17
Coding region: 1-2583 (860 amino acids)
Biological process (GO): zinc ion import across plasma membrane; intracellular zinc ion homeostasis
Cellular component (GO): membrane
Molecular function (GO): zinc ion transmembrane transporter activity
Source: RefSeq, a predicted model, not a curated record
AUGGAUGACCUGAGAACUGGAAGAGGAGGAUACACCAGAAGGAGAAGUAAGAAAAGACAAAGGAAGAAUAUGCUGCCUUGGAAAUUACCUUUUGGUGUAUGGAUGAUCUAUACCAGUACAGUGAACAUUUACAUUAUCAAAGGACAGGCCAAGGAGCACAACCAGACUGAUGGCCACGCCCAUGGGUAUCUGAGAGAAUUGCUGCAUAAUUUGUCUCCAAAUGACCAAGUUGCAUUUUCCAACAAUCAAACAAACUUUCUGAUUCAAAAACUAUGGGAUCGAGUACAGUGUUCAGAAAGAAUAGCUAGCACGAAAGAGCAAUGUGACAAGUGCCUUUUGCCAAAUGAUACCAUCUCAAUUGUAAAGGAAGAUAACGAGGAGCACCAUCUACAUGAGGAUGCCUUUCACAGGCUUUCGAUUCUUCUUCUUUACUAUAUCAUUAACAUGAAAGAUAUCUGCACUUCAAAUAUUCAUCCAAAAGUUGAGGGCUACAGAUUCUAUCUCAGUAAGAUUUUAAGCUUAAAGCCACAUCAAGAUUUAAAUCAUCUGUCUCAUGAUGAAAUCAACAAACUUUUGGAAAUCAUUCAAGAGCAUUAUACAUUUUCCUCCUGGACUCAGUGUAUUGAUGCAGACUGGCUGGAAGAGAAAGCUGGCAUAGUGGGUCCACUGGGUGCUGAUGAAAUUACAGCCCCUCGUCUGGCUGGUGCAAUCAUUACUUCCAUUCUGCAAGGACUUUGUAUCAGAGGCUUAGAUUUACCCAAGCCACACUUUUUCACUGAAUUUAUUUUCAGAUCACUAAACAGUACAACUAAUAUAAGUACUGCAGACCUGAAUCAUCUCCUUAAUCAGCUGGGUUUGGGAAAAUAUUUUGAAUCACAUUCACAUGAUCAUGAAGAUGAUCGAAGCACAGAGAAGCAGUUCAAAGAUUCUGGCCAUCUACGCUUUGCAAUAAAGCAUAGCCAAGAUCAUCAUGAAUGUGAUCAUGUACACGAUGAUGAUCGAUUCACAUGGGCAAAGGUUUGCUUUUCUGCCGAACAGCUAAUGGAGAUCUUUGCAAAUGGUAGUGAUUCUGCUAUUUCAAAAGAACACUUCAACCAGAUGAGCCCUGCAAUUAUUCAACAGCUACUUAGUGGAGCUUGUCAACACAGUGAACGGGAAUAUGCACAAUCCGUUGUCCUGCCAACUAACACUGAGAAGUAUGGAUAUAGCACAGUGGCUGUUUUGAUAAUUACCGUGAGCUCCAUGUGUGGUAUCACCCUACUUAUCUUCAGCUCAUGCAAACAGACAUAUCAGCUUAUCCUGCAGCUGUUUGUAGGUAUUGCCGUUGGAACAAUGUCAGGUGAUGCACUGAUGCAUCUUUUGCCACAGGUUCUUGGUCUCCAUGAGCAUGAGCAAAAAGAUACCAGCCAUUUUUCUGAAGACAAAGGGUAUAUUUGGAAAAUGCUUACAGUACUUGGAGGAAUAUAUGCAUUUUUCCUAAUUGAGAAACUAUUCACACUCAUAUUGGCAUUAAGAGGCCAGAAAAUACGUCUGGGACAGGCUUUUCCAACCAGGGUAGAGACAUCAACGUUGGGAAAGUUCCAGAUGCGGGGGCAGGGGGAGACGGAGGUUCGGUGGGGGGUGCAGGUAGAAGUUGCAGCCGGUGACUUUUGCAGAGGUUCUGACAGGGAGGAGCAAUGCCAGAGAGCACUGGGGCACUCGCAGGAACCUGAGACAACAGAACCAGCACUGUCCUAUCAGACAAGUGCACCCUCCACUUUCACAGAUGGACUCAGUGGCCCUCAUCCGUUUCUGUUGCCUUCUUAUGCCCAGGGCUCUGCCUUUGCUACUGAGGAUGUUGAUUCUCAUCGCGACCAGAAUGAGCUGCUGGCUGAUUUGCAGCUGAGAAAUCACUGGUGUGGUCACUUGUUAAGGACCUGCAGCAACAGGCCAUUUGCAAAUGGACAUUUGGCACAUUCACAUGACCUUCCAAUGGAAUCUAACUUGAAUAUCCAAAGAGAAGGAGGCAAAUCUAUUUCCACUAUGCAACUGGGGAAUCCUGAAGAUUCAGAAAAUAUUGACUUUCCUACAAACAAUGCAAUAAAUACUAUUACUGAAAAUGACAAGAAGGAAACGUUUAACCUGCUGGCCAUCAUGAUUGUGGUAGGCGACAGCAUGCACAACUUUGCUGAUGGCCUAGCCAUAGGCGCAGCUUUCUCAUCAUCAGUCGAGUCUGGUAUCACCACCACUAUUGCUAUUUUGUUUCAUGAAAUUCCCCAUGAAAUGGGGGACUUCGCUGUACUUCUGAACUCUGGUUUAUCCAUAAAGCUUGCCAUGCUGAUGAAUUUAUUUAGUGCACUAACAGCUUUCAUUGGGCUCUACAUUGGUCUCUCUCUGUCAGCUGAUCUCAAUGUUCAACAGUGGAUUUUCACGGUGACAGCAGGGAUGUUCCUUUACCUUUCGUUGGUAGAAAUGCUUCCUGAGAUGGCACAUGUAAAAACAACAAAACCCUGGUUGAUGUUCAUCUUUCAGAACAUUGGACUGCUUCUGGGUUGGGCUUGCCUACUCCUUCUUGCCCUAUUUGAACACAGGCUCACCAUAUAA